Messenger RNA from Sitophilus oryzae (rice weevil), 692 nucleotides. Its product is annotated as 40S ribosomal protein S10-like. Bases 139 to 621 code for a protein of 160 amino acids. The transcript has 4 exons. NCBI's taxonomy places the organism in Eukaryota, Metazoa, Arthropoda, Insecta, Coleoptera, Curculionidae. Gene Ontology annotation, molecular function: RNA binding; structural constituent of ribosome. The record is from RefSeq and is a predicted model, not a curated record. Gene Ontology annotation, cellular component: cytosolic small ribosomal subunit.
AGACUUAAAACGACUAAAGGAAGACAAGUAUGAAGGAUGUCAAGUGUCAAUGUCAAUGGUGACAUACAAUUGACACUAUUGACAAUUGACAAACUUUCUUUUUCUCGGUAAACAGCCGUGUAAAUUAGGUUUUCCAAGAUGUUGAUGCCAAAAAAGAAUAGAGUAGCCAUCUACGAGUACCUUUUUAAGGAGGGUGCUAUGGUAGCUAAAAAGGACUUUCAUGCCCCUAAACAUCCAGAAUUGGAGAACAUCCCCAAUUUGGAGGUGAUCAAAGCCCUACAGUCUUUGAAAUCCAAAGGAUAUGUACGGGAACAAUUUGCUUGGAGACACUAUUACUGGUACUUGACUAACCCUGGCAUUGAAUAUCUACGAAACUUCCUACAUUUACCCUCUGAAAUCGUUCCCUCAACUCUUAAGAGAUUAGUCAGGGUAGAAAGUGCCAGACCAAGGCCUGCAGGAUCUCUCAGAACUGAGGGUGGCCCAUUGGCAAAGGGCGCAGAAGACAGAGCUGGAUACAGGAGAACUCCAGGCGGUCCAGGAUCAGACAAAAAAGCUGAUGUUGGUCCAGGUACGGGAGAUGUGGAAUUCCGAGCUGGGUUCGGUAGAGGAAGACCAACAUAAGAUGGAAAUUUUAUGUUUUUUAAUUUUAAGGAUUUUAAAAAACGAAUAAACAAAUAAAUUAUUAUUUGAUA